Molecule: messenger RNA, 4877 nt
Organism: Acanthoscelides obtectus
Lineage: Eukaryota; Metazoa; Arthropoda; Insecta; Coleoptera; Chrysomelidae
Source: the annotation of a GenBank genome assembly
UGGUGAAACUUUAUUCUGAGCAAAGUGUGACCAUUGAUUUCUCCUCCAGCGAUAAAGUUAUCCUCGAAUGUGGAAUCUAAUCUCUUUUCACUUUAUUUUUCAGAUAUAACUCUUUCGAGAGAGCCAACCAAUUUGAGGAUAUAUAAAAAGGUUUCGCAUCGAUUUGAUUUAAAUAUCCUAAAAUGCCGGAACAAGCUGCUGAUGAUAGUACCAAGCAAGCUGAAAAGCCAACUGCGGACGUAAAGACUGAAAAGGAAGCAGAAGUUGAGGUGAAAGAAGAAAAAGUUGAAGCAGCUGAAGAAAAGAAGACCGCGACUGUGGAAACUUCAAAGGAGGAAACAACUGAGGAUCCCGUCAAGACAGAGAAAAAGAGUGCCGAAGAUCCACAGAGUAAAGAAACUCUUGUGAUUACUGAGGAGGAUCUGGACAACCUGCAACUUGACGACAAUGACGACAACAAAAUCACAGUCACCAAAGAAGAAAUCGAACCCAAAAAGAAACCCGCCCAGCCUGAUCGUUCUGCAAACAUCUGGGUCUCUAAUAUUUCUAGAAUCACACGUGCCAACGAUUUGAAACAGUUGUUUAAAAAGGCGGGAAACGUCAUCAAAGUUAGAAUCGUCACCAACGGCCAAUGCUACUAUGGCUUAGUUAUGAUGGAGAAUGCAGAACUCGCCAUGGAGUGUGUUCAAAAGUUCAACAAUACGAUGUUUAAAGGAAAAAAGAUCGUCGUUAGCAAAACACGUCCCGACUUGCUAACGCCCAAAGAAUUCCGUAAGAAACAGAUGGAAGCAACUGUAGCCAAAAAGAAAGAAGAAGCCAAGCCUAAAACUGAAGAGAAACCCAAUGCGACCGAAGCUACUGAAGAUGCUCCACCACCAAAGAAAAAUGAAGAUGAUGAACAAGCUAGGAAACUGAAAAGUUUAAAACAAAAAUAUGAAACGGCUGUUACCGAUAUAAGCAAGUUAAAGAGAGAUCUCAGGUCGUCUGAAAGCAGGUGCAAUGGAAUGAGAGCCAGAUGCAAAGAUCUUGAACGGCAAGUAGAGCGUCUGCGCAACGAAAACAGGACUGAGCGCCGACGACUGGCCCAAGAAAAAGAGGAGUUCGAAAAGUCCAAAAAACUCCACGAAAUCCGCAUGUCAGCAGACAAAGCUGUAGUGGAUAAAGAAUUAUCUGAAGUGAGAAGAUUGCGUCAGCAUCUGAAUGAAAAAAUUGAUGAAUUCAGACUAACAUCUAAAAAGUCGUCAGUGGGCAAACGGUCCAGAUCCCCGCCCUCAAGACGCAUGGAAGAUCCCAAGAGAUACAGACCGGACAGGGACGAGAAGAUGAGGUCAUCGAGAGACGACUACCAGAGAGGUCGCACGCCGCCACCCCCUCCAAAACUCAGCGACCGCAAAUCCAACGGGAGAUACCACGAUUACGACGACAUCAAGACCAGAUCCAGCGAUAGGCCUUUCGACUCCUUCAGGGACAAGCAGCCGUACCCUUCAGGGCCCAGCAUGGCCCCUAGGGGCGUAUGGCCAAUGUCGUCGAUGCAGCAUCAGAAGGACGCUCCUAGAAGACCCAUGGGAGGCCCAGGAGGUGCCCCCGGCACUGUUGGGUACCCACCCAUGGAUACAGGGAGAUACGGCGCUUACUUGCCCAUUCCAGGAGUGGGCAACCCAGGAGGACCGCCCAGAGGGAACUUUGGAGGAAGCCAGGAUUAUGGGAAGCCAUAUGGGGGACACUAUUAGAUGAUGAUAUCAAUUUAACUAGUAAACUUACCUUAUCUAUAUGUAUAUGUUUGCAACGGUGUCAUGAACAGUCGCAAUUCUGGUUUGAAGUCGCUCAGAGUCUGUUUACUCAGACCGUUCAAAAAUUUUCCGAUCUCUGUCUCAAAAUAUUGCUCGAACAAAAUAAUGGCCCAGACAAAAGUUAUGUGGUAUGGAGGGAACGAUAUAAUGGUAUCACAACAUGACCUCCAAGGUCAUUUAGAGGUCAACUUGUACAGUUUAAACAGAACCGUAAUGUUUUGACUCCACCGAUGGAAAUUGCGAAAAAGUUUGCGUUCGGAAUUGAACUCAAAAGAAAUUAGAUUGAACAAUUUACAAUAAUUAAUCGCUGAGGGAAAAUGACCUUGCCUUUCAAGGUCAGCUUUCAAAUUUGAAGUGGACCUUAGUGGUUAUGCUUAUGAGAAUGGACGGAAAAGUUUGUGACCUCAUCCUUGGAAUUAGUUAAUCUACAAAAUCGCUUUGAUGGUCAAGAGCAUUUCAGAACGUUAGGUUUUUCGCUUUUUCCAUCGGUGAUAUCGAAAAGAUACGGUUCCAUAUUUUUCAUGUUGAUUUUUAAAAGACCUUGAAGGUCAUUAUGAGGUCUCCAGUAUACCCUAAAAACGCUGCCACUUCUGCCUUGACCAAUCUUUUGUUUGAGUAGUUAGAGGAGGUCGGAAACUUUUUGAACUUCCAGUAUUAGAGUUCUUGGUUGGUUUCUUAGACUUUUUUGUAAGGACAUUAUUGAGGUCUGACCUUUCACUUUCUCAAUCCGGUUAUAAAUAACUUUUAUUAUUUCAAAUCCUGUUUAUCUGACAUAAUCACAAAUUAUUUGAAAGUGAAUGAGUAUUUUGAGUAUAUAACCAAACCUUCUAAAAAGUCGAUAUCACAUAGUAAGCGAUGGUCUGUAGAUAGGUUCUAUCAUAGUGUUAAGCCUUUAUAACGGAGUACGGUCUGUUAGAACUUUACAAUUGAAAUCAAGUAGUGAAUAUAUUCAAUCCCUGCUCAUGAUUUAGAAUGAUUAAUGCAAAAGGUGCAUAAUAUUAUCCAGUUAGUGAUGACAUAUAGCGCAAAAAAUUACAAUAUAUCAUUCUUCAUCUACUUUUAUCAUAUGGUGUUUUUUGACGUUAAAAUACUACACUUUGACAUAAUUAUUCUUUAGGGAUGCCUUUAUGCAACAUAUUAUUGACUUUCCUUAGCGAGCAUUUGAAGUUAUUUUUUGAAGAUGAUGUUUUUGUGUUGAUUUGUGCGGUUUCCACGUAUUCUAAAUAUAGUAUUGAAGCAGUUGGUUGGUUUUUAUUUUAGGAUAAGUCCACAGAAUGAUCAAUCCUCAUACACUUUUUCUGAUCACCGCAGUUACUGAAUCUAUAGAAAUAUGGCGAUUCUGAACGGGCAAUAUUUAUCUUUUCCGGUUUACCUUUUGCAUUACCGACCUAUUUUCGUGCUGUGAGAUCACCAAAUUAUCGGGAUCCUACUUAAUACAAUGCUUGAUUUUGUGGCCCUUCUGAUGAAAAAUUCUGACUGAUUAUGUUUCUACUCAUUCCAGAUAAUAUUUCCAAGACCGAGUCGUGAAAUAGCAGAAGUUGAAGGGUUCCGAGGGAGCAAAACGAUGGUGACCUUGACAAUGGUCUUGACUGUAACCUUCAAGAGCAUUUCAUGGUCAAGCAAAUAUUUUUAAAUGAGACUGCUUUUUUACAUCGGGGAGAGUAAAUUUUAUGACCGAGUGUGACGUUGACUAUGAGCGUCAUCAUGACCGUCAAUACUAUUUCAAGGUUAAAUCAAAACAUUGAAAAACAUUUUCGCAGUAAAAAAUGUUCGAUACCACAGUGGUGAGCUUUGUGGUGGUUACCCAAAAGGUGAUCUGGGCCAUCAUGUUCAAGGACAUGUCAAAAUUUUACACGCUUAAAUAUAAAAUUUCUUGCUCUAUGCCAGGGCUGUCAAACAUACGGCCUUUCUUGCGGCCCGCUUCACGGGUCAUGUAUACAUCACAUAUAUAAAUUACUCUCAAAUACCGAAUAUGCACAAUUCUUACAAACUCAAUAAUAAUGUUGUAUAGAAAGAUUUUAUAAUGCGGCCUUCCAAACUGCAUUUUUUUUUUGAAGUGGCCCUUGGGCCACAUUAAGUUGGACAGCGCUGCUCUAUGCAAUUUGGUAUACAGAUUGGAGGGUUACAAAUAACAUUUAAGAUUGACAUGACCUUGUCUUUGAGAUGAAGAUCACACUUUCUGCUUUUUCCAAUUCCGGAAUAAAAAUGAAGGGUUUAAAAACUUUGACUCAAACAUCAUGGUUCAUCUUUUGGUGACGCCACAAACCUUACAAGGUCAUGGUUAUGGUCAAGGUCAUAUUCGGAGCUAGAAUUUCCCCCCUUUACAAUUCUGGUACGAAGAGAAACGGAAAAUUCCAUUUGAAAAUAUUCGCUUGGCCUUGAAAUGACCUCAACGGUCGUGGACUAGGUCAUUAAUAAGCUCACCAUCAUUUUGCCUCCGCCUCCGCCUAGUUUUCGAGAUAUUUAGGUGGGGGAGUUUAAACUGGACAUCCUGUAUGGUCGAGCCAUAAAUAUUGCUCGUUUAGAUGCUCCAUGAGAGUAAGAUUUAAUACGGAAAAAUCCGUCUGCACAACUUUUAAAAGAAUUCAUCAAAUUGUGCAAAUAUCAAUUUUAGAAAGGCUAUGCUAAUGAGGAAUGUUAAACCGUUAACAGUAUUCUGAAAAUUGGGAGAAAUAUUUUACCCCCCGCUCUUAACAAGAGAUUAUUUUAAUUUUUUAACAAUAUGCUCAAGCCUAGAUAGCACCAGAUACUUUUUUUUUAGGAGUUUCUGAUCAGGCUGGUAGAACAAGGUUUCUAAGCUAUGGAUUACGAAACAAUAAAAUUUUGGUAGGUAUCUAACUGAUACAAUCUGCUUUAGGUGAAAUGUGGGUGAAAACAGUAUAAUGACAAAAUGGUAGCACACCCUAACCAGGCAAUGAAUAGUAGAGGAAGCCAAUGAGUAAUAGAUGAACCAAAUUACCUAUUGAGAAGGCCGCAAGCUACUGCACCAAAAAGAGAACUAUGCAUUUAAAACAUCUUCCACUUUAAUGUUGUGAUUAAUUCGGCAUGUACGUGUUACUGCGUAAAUUAAAUAUUGUAUAGUAUUAA